Microtus ochrogaster (prairie vole) is the source of this 2085-nucleotide messenger RNA. RefSeq names its product THO complex subunit 3 (gene Thoc3). Gene Ontology annotation, biological process: mRNA export from nucleus. Gene Ontology annotation, molecular function: protein binding. The record is from RefSeq and is a predicted model, not a curated record. NCBI's taxonomy places the organism in Eukaryota, Metazoa, Chordata, Mammalia, Rodentia, Cricetidae. Gene Ontology annotation, cellular component: THO complex part of transcription export complex.
CAGCGGCGCCAGGCCCAGUAGUCUAGCUGCCGGUACACAGUCUUUGCUGAGGGCGGCAUUGAGGGCGGCAUGGCGGUACCCACGUCGAUUCUCGGGCCCCCGCCGCCCCCGCAAACCGGUCCCGGUUCGAUGGUGGCCUGGUGCUCUAUGAGCAGUGGCCCGUCUCGCUACGUGCUUGGGAUGCAGGAACUGUUCCGAGGCCACAGCAAGACGCGCGAGUUCCCGGCGCACAGUGCCAAGGUGCAUUCGGUGGCCUGGAGCUGCGACGGUCGUCGCUUGGCCUCGGGGUCCUUCGACAAGACUGCCAGCGUGUUCUUGCUGGAGAAGGACCGACUGGUCAAAGAAAACAACUACCGGGGACAUGGAGAUAGCGUGGACCAGCUUUGCUGGCAUCCAAGCAACCCUGACCUCUUUGUCACGGCGUCUGGAGAUAAAACCAUUCGCAUCUGGGAUGUGAGGACUACCAAAUGCAUUGCCACCGUGAAUACCAAAGGGGAGAACAUUAAUAUCUGCUGGAGUCCCGAUGGGCAGACCAUUGCUGUGGGCAACAAGGAUGACGUUGUGACCUUUAUUGAUGCCAAGACGCACCGUUCCAAAGCAGAAGAGCAGUUCAAGUUUGAGGUCAACGAAAUCUCCUGGAAUAACGAUAAUAACAUGUUCUUCCUGACCAAUGGCAAUGGCUGUAUCAACAUUCUCAGCUACCCUGAACUAAAGCCUGUGCAGUCCAUCAAUGCCCAUCCUUCUAACUGUAUCUGUAUCAAGUUUGACCCUAUGGGGAAAUACUUCGCCACAGGAAGUGCAGACGCCUUGGUCAGCCUCUGGGAUGUCGAUGAGUUAGUGUGCGUGCGGUGCUUCUCCAGGCUGGAUUGGCCGGUAAGGACCCUGAGUUUUAGCCACGAUGGGAAGAUGCUGGCGUCGGCCUCAGAGGACCAUUUCAUUGACAUAGCUGAAGUGGAGACAGGGGACAAGCUGUGGGAGGUGCAGUGUGAGUCCCCGACUUUCACCGUGGCUUGGCACCCCAAGAGGCCUCUGCUGGCCUUUGCCUGCGAUGACAAAGAUGGCAAAUAUGACAGCAGUCGGGAAGCUGGCACUGUGAAGCUGUUUGGGCUCCCGAAUGACUCCUGAGAGCGGCGGAGACCUUCUUUUGUGCAGUCUGCUGUUCUCUGGACUUUGUGGGCACUCUGAGUGUUUAUAAAUUGUCGUAGAUUACAACGCUGUGGUUGGACUGCAUCCCUAAUCCUCUCUGUGGUUCUGGACUAGAACUGACCUUACAAGGCUAAGCAAGUGCUAACCACUUAGCUACAUUCUCCACCCUGUCCAGCCUCUUUUCCUGGUUUUUGUUUUUGGUGUUUUGUGUUAGCUGUUUCCAUCCCUCCCCAAUUGCCAGUAAGCUAAUGAGGGCUAUACAAGUGUGGGUCCUGAUCCAUUUUAGGGUUCUCUAUGGGAACAGAACUGAUUGUGUGUGUGUGUGUGUGUGUGUGUGUGUGUGUGUGUGUGUCUGUCUGUCUGUCUGUCUGUCUGUCUGUCUAUUCUGGUGCUAGAGUCCAGAGGGAUCCCUAGAGAGCUUCUGAUCUUCAGCCUACACUGGAGUCCUGAGGAAGUAGGUUCUAAUACCAGCAAAGAAAUGUCUCAGCAACAGGAUAGAUGAACUUGGCAACGAGAGUGAGAACAAGCAGGCAAAAAGCAAAAUCUUCCUUUCUCCAUGUCUUUUUUUAGGGUGUCGGGUGCCAACAGAAUGUGUGGCCUGGAUUUAGGGUAGGUCUUCCGACCUCAAAUGAUCAAGAGAAAUCUCUGCGAUGUGCCCUGCUGGGUGGGUUCAGUGAUUUCCAGGUGCAGUCGAGCUGAUACCCAAGGUUAGCCAUCACGUGACCAGCACACGUCCCCUGUGGGAGCCCUGUUCCGGGUUUGAGAUCGAUGGCAGAGUUUGCUGAGCACAACUUAGGCAGUGCUUAGGCAGUGCUUAUUUAGAGAGAAGGCAGGACAGGGAUGGGAUUUUUAAAAAUAAUUUAAAGAAUUGAGCAUUUAAUAAAACUUUUUAUUAUAAUGCUUCUAAAGUUAUGAUGUUACUAUUUUUAUUCCAGUCAG